This is a messenger RNA of Lepisosteus oculatus (spotted gar), 4475 nucleotides long. It is a transcript of the gene igf2bp3, whose product is annotated as insulin-like growth factor 2 mRNA binding protein 3. Gene Ontology annotation, cellular component: cytoplasm; nucleus; cytosol. NCBI's taxonomy places the organism in Eukaryota, Metazoa, Chordata, Actinopteri, Semionotiformes, Lepisosteidae. Gene Ontology annotation, molecular function: mRNA 3'-UTR binding. Gene Ontology annotation, biological process: regulation of gene expression; nervous system development. The record is from RefSeq and is a predicted model, not a curated record.
GGGGCUGGAGAAGACGCCUCUCGCCCCCAGCAGGCGAGGGAGAACACAUCACCACAGCCGUGGCCCUCGCACACGCCUAUAGGCGCUCUCCUAUAGGGCGCCCGCGGCGCGCCCCCUCCCCCGCCGCCGUGCAGCGCCCCCCCAGCCCCUGGCAGGCCGGCCGGCCCAGACCCUCGCCCGCGACGCGGCUCCACUGUUUCGGCCAGCAGCCAAUGAGAAGCGGAGCACCGAGAGAAAGGCACCCGCAUGAGAUCCAAGAGCGAUACGGCACCACACAAGAUAUCCUUAAUGUUUGCAUUUUCGCCGUGCAGCACACCAUGAAUAAGCUUUAUAUCGGUAACUUGAGUGAAGACGCGAGUCCCGUCGAGUUGGAAAGUCUCUUUCAGGAGUGGAAGAUUCCUUGUAGUGGCCCGUUUCUCGUCAAGACUGGUUACGCGUUUGUGGACUGCCCUGAUGAGAAGGGUGCUAUGAAGGCCAUCGACACGCUCUCAGGUAAAGUAGAACUCCACGGAAAAGUUAUAGAGGUGGAACACUCAGUCCCGAAAAGACAAAGGAGUCGCAAGCUACAGAUCAGAAAUAUCCCUCCACAUCUGCAGUGGGAGGUAUUAGACAGCUUGUUAGCUCAGUACGGCUCUGUCGAAAGUUGUGAACAAGUGAACACCGAGACGGAGACCGCCGUCGUCAAUGUUAAGUACGGAGCCAAGGAGCAGGCCAGACAAGCCAUUGAGAAGCUGAACGGCUACCAGCUGGAGAACUAUGCUCUGAAGGUGACGUACAUCCCCGAUGAGAUGGCCACACAGCAGCCUCCUCAAUCACACCCCCUGGCCGGGCGGCGCGGGUUCGGAACCAGGGGUCCACCCCGCCAGGCCUCCCCCGGGGCAGGUACCCGCCCCAGGCAGUCCGACGUGCCCCUGCGGAUGCUGGUGCCCACGCAGUUUGUAGGUGCUAUAAUAGGCAAAGAGGGAGCCACGAUCAGGAACGUUACAAAACAGACACAGUCCAAGAUUGACAUUCACCGGAAAGAGAACGCGGGAGCCGCGGAGAAGCCCAUCACCAUUCACUCCACGCCAGAAGGCUGUUCGGCUGCUUGCAAGACCAUCAUGGAGAUCAUGCAGAAAGAAGCUCAGGACACCAAAUUUACGGAAGAGAUCCCUUUGAAGAUACUGGCGCACAACAACUUUGUCGGACGCCUUAUAGGGAAGGAAGGAAGGAAUCUGAAGAAGAUCGAGCAAGACACAGACACGAAGAUCACCAUCUCUCCAUUGCAGGACCUGACGCUCUAUAAUCCAGAAAGAACCAUCACCAUCAAGGGCACCAUUGAGGCCUGUGCCAAAGCUGAAGAAGAAGUCAUGAAAAAAAUCCGAGAAUCUUAUGAAAAUGAUGUCGCCGCCAUGAAUCUGCAGUCGAACCUGAUCCCGGGGCUGAAUCUCAAUGCCCUGGGCCUGUUCCCUCCCUCCAACCCCGCCAUGACUCCGCCGAUGAUGCCCGGCCCCCCUGCCGCUGGCGCCGCUGCUUAUCCCAUCUCGCAGCAGCCGGAGUCAGAGACGGUACAUUUGUUCAUACCUGCGCUGGCAGUUGGAGCCAUUAUUGGUAAACAGGGGCAGCACAUCAAGCAGCUGUCCCGCUUCGCAGGAGCGUCGAUCAAGAUCACCCCAGCAGAAGGGCCUGAUGCCAAGCAGAGGAUGGUGAUCAUCACAGGCCCACCAGAGGCCCAGUUCAAGGCUCAAGGAAGAAUAUUUGGGAAACUAAAAGAAGAGAACUUUUUUGGACCGAAGGAGGAAGUGAAGCUGGAAACCCAUAUUAAAGUGCCAUCGUACGCUGCAGGCCGGGUCAUUGGAAAGGGGGGUAAAACGGUGAACGAGCUGCAGAACCUCACCAGCGCGGAGGUGGUAGUUCCUCGAGACCAGACCCCCGAUGAAAACGACCAAGUAAUAGUGAAGAUAACUGGCCAUUUCUACUCAAGCCAGGUUGCGCAGCGCAAAAUUCAGGAAAUUCUGUCCCAGGUAAAACGACAACAGCAGCAAAAGGCCGCACCCAGCGGCGCCCCCCCCCAGCUGAGGCGGAAGUAGGAGGCGCAGGGGCGCCCCCCCGGGCCCUUCGCCAAGACGCCAGACCAAAGAGGAAGGGGGACUGCUGGCGACGGGAAGCGUGGGGAGGUCCUGCCGGCGACAGUGCCAGCACGUCUUCGUGGGAAUGUCUUCUUCAGGCUUCGGGGAACUUUGAGAGAGCCAGCUUAGAUGACCGGAGACAAAAAGACAAAAAGACCCUUUCCCUCCUUUGGUUCUGUGCUCGCCACUUCACAUCAGCAGGUUUUGUUUUUCCCUAAAUCCCGAUUUAUGAUGUCAAAUUCCAGUUCGACGAGGCUUUCUCCCCCGGCCUCUCUGGGAAGCGAGAGGCAGGGCUCUCCUGGUUCCAUCUGGUGUGCGGGAGGGGCGGGGCGGACUCGUGGUUUCGAAGGGGGGGGGCCUGGGGAGCAGGAAGGCAUGUCGUCCCAGUGCUGAUCGAGGCAUUUUAGAAAUUCGGAUGCAUUUUAUGAGAAAAAGAAGAAAAAAACACUGCCAGAAUAACCUAAGGGAAGUGUUGAAUGGUGUUGGCUAGGAAAUAGUUUAAUAUGCAUUUUACUGAACUACCUCAGGCAUUUAGUACCUCAGCAAAAAUUAUAUAUAUAAUUUUUUUCCUUUUUUGCUUUCUGGUAUUUUGUAUACUUUAUAAAAGCUGAUAGUUCUUGAGCAUUUUAUUUUUUUAAGAAAAAUUAAAAUUUGAUCAGCUACCAUCAGGGUGUCCUUCAGCUCCAUUUUACAGAUAUAUGUACAUAUAUAUAUAGUGUAUAUAAAAGUUAUAUAUGUACAUAUAAAAGAUGCAUUGGCAGAACGAAAAAGACAGAGCUGUGGUGCUCCUUGCUGUUAGCUGAUGGGAGUAUUAAAUUAAAAAAAUUGCCUCAGUUUUCCUGAGGUCUUCAGCGCCACCGUAAGGAAUAACAGACAUAGAGCAACGAUUUUUGCAAGAUGCCGAAUAAUGCCAACAUUACUGAAAUCAGCAAUGCCCUUUAUUUCUUGGGAUGUUUGGGAUUCAGAAAUUCAAUUGAUGGUACAUUAUUUUGUUUCGGGGGGGUGGGGAGGGAGGGGGGCGCAGGGAGGUGAUGAGAAGAGGCUGGAGGGGGGCUCGUUUGUCUCCGUUCACGGUGUUGCGCCCUCGGUGCCUUGGACCGUCGCCGCCUCCUCGUGGCCGAACGAGUUCAUUCUGGGGAAACCCGUGCCAGGACGCCCGCGGCCUUCAGCUCGGCUGCUCGGCGACACGUCGCGGUCUGUCAGCAGGCGCGGCGCAGACCGGGUUAGGAGCAGCCUCGCAUCACGCGCGUUUCAUUUGCUUUUCUUUUUGUUGUUUGCAUAAUGGGGAAGAAAGAUCACACUAACGAUGUCGAUGCUAAAGGAUACGUUUACAUAUCCAACCGCUGUAAAGGGCCACUGUAAGCAGUACCUUCUGCGCUGGCUACUGCAGGGACAGCAGGGUUUAUGCACGGGUGCAAACGGGAGGGUCUGGAACUUCUUUCUUGGAAUCGAAACGCAAGGACUUAGGCAAAAGGCUCCAUACUGGUUUUUGUUUCAAUCGGUAAUGUAAAUGCAAAACGCGUUUUGUGGUAAAAGCUAUUACGCAUUCACGCUUCGACAGUAGAACAUUUCUCGUCCUACCUCAACUCUCAAAUUGUGGCCGUGCACGGGGUGCAUAAAGACUGCUGUGUGGCCUUACAAGAGCCAUGCUCAUACCUCCUAAAAACCUUUGUGAUGUUUUUGUGCAUGAGGUCAGAAGCAUCAUGCUGCACUGAUUUAAGGGGCACAACUUUGCAUAGCUAUUUUUUCUCACCGUUUUUGAUCUACCUCUUAGUCAUAUAUUAAAAUAGAGGCAUUUCUGCGUUAGGAUAGAGUAAUUUCCCAAAGAUCAUUUUGUAAAGAUUUUACUUUUUGGAAAAAAAAAUGGUCUGAAGUUUUUGUUUUGCUUGCAUUUAUUCUUUAUCAGUUGAUUUAAAACCUCAACGUAUGCUGCAGCUUUAGUUUAGUCAAAAACAUUUUUUGAUCUGGCAGAGUGGCUUUCUCAUGUAGUUUUAGACUUUCUUAUUGAAUUUGGGGGAAGAAAAGUCAAUAGAUGUUUAAUUUAGAUUUCUGUUAAUGGCUAAGUCAAAUGCCUACCUUUUUGUUUCUCAAUAUAAAAUUUCAAUUUUUGUUUUUGGAAUACAGGUGCUGCAUUUAUAUCUACUGAGUACUUUGAUUUAAACCUGUUCUAGCUAUUUCUAGGCUUUCUAGUGUGGAUUUUUUUCUUCAAAUGAGACUUAAUUGGAAUAUUUGGAAUUAGUUUGAAAGUAAUACUGUAAGAUGGGUGUUUAUCAGAAAAGCAUGGAUCAUAUUUCAUCUGUACUGUGCCCCUAUGCAGCUCCACCUGUCAAAUGCCUCUGAAUAAAAUAAAGAAAUUAGCUCCUGUGA